UCAGGUGUGAUCAGUGUGGAGAGGGGUUCACAGGAACCUGGGCUUUGAAGACCCACAUGCUGGUUCACGGCGUUGAGAAGCCGUUCAUGUGCGACCUGUGCGGUAAGACGUUUUUCUACAACUGUCAGCUGCAGAAACACCAGCAGCUGGUCCACCACAACCAGGACAGGGUCCGAGGCGUGCCGGGCAGACGCAGGCCAACUGGGGUUAAGGCCUUCAGCUGUAAGAUCUGUCUCAAGAGCUUCAGCAGCAACAGCACACUGCGCACACACGAGAAGAGCCACGCCGAAAACAAAGAGUUCACCUGCGACACCUGCGGGAAGUCCUUCCACCUGCGACACCUGUACCUGUACCACCUGAGGCAGCAUAGCGGGGACAGGCCCUACGUCUGCACUGUCUGCCAGAAGGGCUUCCUGCUCAUGUCGCAGCUGAAGCAGCACGAGCUCCUGCACACCGGAGUCAAACCGCACAAGUGCGAACAAUGCGGGAAGGAGUUCCGGACUCCGCAGAACUUCCACCGCCACCUGCUGGUCCACACCGGGGAGAAGCCCUACGAGUGCACCGUGUGCAGCAGGAAGUUCCGCCAGUCCAACCAGCUCAAGUCUCACAUGCAGAUCCACACAGGGGUGAAGCUGUACGCCUGCGAGCGUUGCGGCCGCGGAUUCUCCGACUCCCGGCAGCUCAAGAAACACCACUGUGGAGACGACUUCCGGAGCUUUGAGUCCAGCAGCAAACGCAGGAAACAGAAGACCGUGUUCCCGUGGACUGAGAGCUUUAAUAACACCUAAAUGUUCCCUCUGAUCCUCUGAUUCUCUCUGAUGUUCACUACAGUGGUUAGCUUAGCUCAACAUAAAGACUGGAAACCUGAUGUUCUGUGUGUUCAAUAAAGUGGUUAGCUUAGCUUAUAGGGGUGUGAUUCUGUACCUUUCAGGACGAUCCAAUACCCAGAUACAUUACUGUGCUACGAUACGGUUCAAGGACAUUUUAAUAUGGAGCAACUGGAUAUGAUGCAGUCUGAUACAGUUCUUUACAUUUGUUUAAUGUAGACAUUUAUUUUCUGUUUUGGAUUGGACAAUUCUGCAUCUGGACUGGAAACAGAAGGUUGUGUUCCUUCACCUGAAUGCCCCCUGGAACUAUUUCUGUGUAUCCAUCCACCCAGGAUAAACAGAGACGUGAUUUAUUUUUAAUAUUUAAAACCAAAACUCUGUGAAGACCUGAUGAUAAAUAUUGUUUGUAGUUUGACCGUCUGUUGUUUUUUAAUGACUGAUUGUUUGUGGAAGGUAUUUAUCAGCUGUUUCCUUCAGUUUGACUCAAUCUCUGUUACCUUGGAGGAGAAUAGUUUAAUUUGUGCUCUUUUCAUAGGAACUACUUUCUGCUCAAGGAAUAGUCCCUCAGUGAAGUCUGUGGAGAGUUAACACCAUAAGUUCAACGCCUUGUAUUAAAGUUGUGUCCCAGUUCUCUACUGUGUAUUAAUACAGCAUAUUUAUACUGCAUAUAUUGAGCAUAGAAGAUUCAUGAGAUGAUAUAAAUAAACUUUUUAAUUAUAAUUA
Molecule: messenger RNA, 1550 nt
Organism: Morone saxatilis (striped sea-bass)
Lineage: Eukaryota; Metazoa; Chordata; Actinopteri; Moronidae
Product: zinc finger protein 708-like
Biological process (GO): regulation of transcription by RNA polymerase II
Molecular function (GO): RNA polymerase II cis-regulatory region sequence-specific DNA binding; DNA-binding transcription factor activity
Source: RefSeq, a predicted model, not a curated record